Sphaerodactylus townsendi is the source of this 3350-nucleotide messenger RNA. RefSeq names its product vesicle-associated membrane protein 2-like. Gene Ontology annotation, cellular component: SNARE complex; plasma membrane. Gene Ontology annotation, biological process: vesicle fusion; SNARE complex assembly; vesicle-mediated transport. The record is from RefSeq and is a predicted model, not a curated record. The transcript is spliced from 5 exons. Bases 105 to 467 code for a protein of 120 amino acids. NCBI's taxonomy places the organism in Eukaryota, Metazoa, Chordata, Lepidosauria, Squamata, Sphaerodactylidae. Gene Ontology annotation, molecular function: SNAP receptor activity; syntaxin binding.
AUUCCUCUGAGGCUUGGUCCCUCGCUCCCCUCUGGGAGGUAUCAGUCUGCAGCAAGUUCCAGCGCAAAGCCGAGCCAUCUCCAGAGACUGAACCAAGAGCAGCCAUGUCUGAUCCAGAUCAGCCAUCUGAUCUCGGAGCAGGACCAGAAGCAACAGAAUCUUCCGGAGGCCCUCCUGAACAACCCCCAGAUUUGACCAGUAACCGCCGCUUGAACCAUGCUCAAGCAGAAGUGAACCAAGUGGUGGACAUUUUGCAUGAUAACAUGACCAAAGUCAUCGAACGAGAUGUCAUGAUAAGCAGCUUGGAUGACAAAGCGGACUCUCUCCAUGAGAGUGCCAAGAUGUUUGAAAACAGUACGACUGCUCUUGCGAGGAAAUACUGGUGCCAGAACAUGAAGAUGAUGAUUAUUUUGGGAGUGAUCUGUGCUAUUGCGGUCAUUGCAAUUGCAGUCUACUUUUUUACCUGAGAUUCCAUCCUUGUUCUUCCAUCUGCAUCUUCCCAUCCUCCUAUUCUUCAUCCACAUCUCCCCCCACGUAACAUACUUUCAUUCUGGCUUGAUCAUCUGGUUUUCCUUCCACAGGUGACUUUACCCACACUCUCCCCCCAACUUCCUUUUCACCUUUUCAUCAGCUACGGCAGCCCCUGGCAGGAUCCGUUCAGCUGGGUUGAUGUGUUGGAUUUAAUAGUGGGGACACUGGCAUCGGGUCCAUGCCUUUAAGGAUAGUAACUGGGGGAUUGGUUGGCCAGCUAGGCCAUUGCUGUCUGUUCCUUUUGUAAGGGAACUGGAAGAAGGUUUCACUGGUGCAGAGAGCUUCCAUCUGUGGUGUAGCUGAAGCAACGAAUCGGGAUCCCAGCAGUGGCCCCUAAAGAAGACUCCAGUAUUAUGUGCUGUAAAAUAAUUAAUUUGAUCCAUUGACAUGCUACUGUUCAAGGUAGUGUACAGUUCCAAAGGACAUCUACAAUAUGUUACACGCCACACAAAAGGAAGAGGGAAGAGAAAAGCGAGGGCAUUUAGUCAUUAACACUUGGAUAGCUUUUCUGACUUCCUUGAUGACUAGAGGGAAUCUUCUUCAGAGGGUGGUUCUGGGAGGGCGCUGAGUCCAACGGCACUUGGACCAAAGCACACUGAUGGUGGGGCUCACUGUCUCACUUCUCCCUGAGAUGUGGCAAGUGGAUUGGGUGCCAAGUUGGAUUUUUCUCCUCUGCGUAACCAUUCUGCCUUGCCUCUCUAUUUGUGUGGCAACAGUUGGUCCUACAAGUGUGUGGGUGUGUAGAGUGGGAAGAGUUUGGAGCUUGUCUGCUCCUAGAGGCUUAUUGACACUUGAUCACUGGGAUAUGUGGGAGUUACUGUUCUUUUCUGGGAAGUCUGAGAUUCCAUCCCUGUUCUUCCAUCUUGUGGGAUAGACCAGGUCUGGAGAUUUUCUCCCCCUUCGGUAGUGUGGCUUGGUUGUAUUACAGUGGGUAGAUCUUAGAUAACAAAUGAGCAAAGACAGAUGCUGCUACCUGAGUAGUUGCAUCUGGAUCUGGGCCUCUUCUCCUUGUUUUAAUCUGCCUUUGUGCCAUGAACUAGCUCACAGACUGUGAAUUAACUGGUUCAGGUGGCAUUUGCAUUCCCAGGACUGGUCCCAAGAAGAGAUAAGAACAUGACCCAUCUCUUGAUUUCUUGAAUACAGGAAGCAGCAAAUGACCAAAUGCUGAUUCUGUGUUUCUUUGAAUGGGAGAUGUUCUCUCGGCCGUGCAAGAAUCGAGUCUCUCUGAAAGAUUAAUCCACAGACCGGGACACCCCAAAUAAAUGCACCUUGUUCAGUCCGGUUAUUUUUCUAUUUAAACUAGAAAUUGAUGGCCCCUUUCCCCCUCUCACUUAGGAUACAAUCCUGGGCAGAAAAUAAUAUCUGAGUCUGCUUUGGUUUUAGUAAGAAUAAGGCAGUGUUAGAGGUGGGAGAGUUGGGUUUUCAAGAACGCCUUUCCAGGGACAAUUUUGCAAGCACUUGUUAUGCACCUUGGAGUUGGAUUCUUGAAUGAUCUCCAUCCAAGUGCAUUGGAUCACAUGGGUCUGUUCAAUGAAUGGUGGCAUUUCCCCCCAGUGCUAGGGGAUUUAGGCAAGGACCUGAAUUAGGCAAGGACUCUGAGCUCUGGGGGAAAGUACCAGAGUUGGUGCAGUGGACUUGCAAGAUCCACCCUGAUUGCCAUCAGAGGAUAUCAAAGCUCCAUUGGGUCUGAUAUUGCUCUCCCAAGUGGGUCAUCCUCUGAAAAUGUUCAAUGAUGAGCAUGCGUGAACUUACCUAUGCAAUGCCCGGCUAUGAAAAAGUCUAUGGGUUGGAUCCUACCAGCCUUUCUGCUACGUCUCUCCUGAUUCCUCCUCCCCGCUCAAUGUGCUUUUUAUCCCACAAUCCCUAACGUAGACUUUUAAAUGAUCUGCUCUCCCUCCGUUGCCAGUGGAAAAGCCAGUUGGAUCCAGCCCAAUGCUUCCAGCUGAAAGGAGCAUGGGUGUGGUUGUGCGUGUGGCUGUGCGCUUGGAAGAAUGGAGCUGGGGUGGGGAAGACUGGUCAUUGAAUGUCCUGGGAAGAGUCCUGGAGGGACGCUGCCCUGGGGGAGUUGCUGGCAGUCUGGAGCAAGGAGAGCUCAGCCACCGUAGUUCUGCCAGGGCUGCUCACAUCAUUCCAUGCUGUGCUGAGUGGCAGGAAAAGGGAGCUAAGUGAUGUAGCCUGAGAAAAUGUCAGCUGGAUGCACAAACUUCUUGCCAUGAAGCCAAGUAGGGUCUGAAAGGAGAAAGAGAAACAUACCAGGACCGAGAGGGAAAGAGGAUACCACUGGUGGCUGUGCUGGGAAGGGUCUCUGCUUUCCCCUGCCGCAUAAAGAGUCAUGCACAUUUCCUGCCAUGAGCCAGCAUUUUGUUUGCUUAGAUUCCGCCACCUUGCAGUUUCCUGUCUUUCCCCACUUCAAGGGACAACAGAGAGAGCUGGGAAUGAAGCUGCUGUCUUCAAUUUGAAGUGGCCAUUUUCUCUCAGCUCACUGGAGGGAUGGACAUUAGCCAGCUCCAAGGCCAGAUGAAGAUGGGAUCAACAGUCUUUUUCAAUACAUGGGCCCCUGAAUCUCUCCUGGAUAAAGAUCGUAUCUUCUGCCAGCUCUGUUGUUUCUUGCUGGUUCUCUUGGGUGUGUUCUUUUCCAUUCUCUGCUGCUCUUUAUGCAUGGGCCAAAAUGUGUCUAGCUCUCAGGCACUCUGCCUUCUAAGCAAGCGUAUGCUCAUCGGCCCACCUGCUCUCUUGCACACAACUAUAGGUAUAAGCUUCACUGGUCCUGGGAAACAACCAUCCUGAGCUUUUCUGAUAAACACUUCUGUAUCCCUUGA